Molecule: messenger RNA, 471 nt
Organism: Iphiclides podalirius (scarce swallowtail)
Lineage: Eukaryota; Metazoa; Arthropoda; Insecta; Lepidoptera; Papilionidae
Source: the annotation of a GenBank genome assembly
AUGGACGAUAAAGAAUGCAUACUAAAGUCGGCUCAAGAGGCGAUACCUAUAUUUGCCGCUGGCAUUCCUGAAAUUGGUGUCCGCGAGCUAGACCCAAUAUUUUUUAAGAAGAUUGAUGGUAGUACCACUAAUCUAAGGCUGAUAUUGAAUGACGUACAGCUCAAAGACGACACAACUUUUGAGGUGGUGUGUGUAUUAAACGAAAGAACUAAAGAUGAAAAGAAAUAUUUAAAAAUUAAAUCCUGUACUCAUACUUAUGAGUUUAAGCCCGACGCUAAAAUGCAUUUCGAUAAUUUGUUCCCUCAUAAUAAAGUAUUAGCUCAAGCUGCCCGAGAAAUAAUUGAAAGUAAUCCAGAUUUAAUAGUAUCUGAAUUAGGGCCAGCAAUUGUUAAAACUAUUAUCGAAGCAAUAGUCAAGAACAUAGGUAAUCUUGCUGAAAAUGUACCCCUUGAAGAUCUUGUAAUAUUAGAU